GCAGUGGAUUUGCGCAAAACUGCCUGCACUGCUGCACUUUUAUCAACGCGGGAUCCACUUGGCCGCCAGCUUUUCUGGUUUUUUCUAACACCGUACGAAGUGAGGUGCGUCGCUUCAAUCUUCCACCUUCUUUCGGUUUACUAGUGGGUGGGAGUCGAUCCUCCACUAUCUUUGGUUUGCGACUUCAAUCUCAACGAUCUAGGGUGUUGUAGAAGCUUAAAAUGGCAUCAAAGAGGAUUGUGAAGGAACUCAAGGACCUACAGAAGGACCCUCCAACCUCCUGCAGUGCAGGUCCCUUGGGUGAAGAUAUGUUCCAUUGGCAAGCUACUAUAAUGGGGCCACCUGAUAGUCCUUAUGCUGGAGGCGUUUAUUUAGUGAACAUUCAUUUCCCACCGGAUUAUCCCUUCAAGCCACCAAAGGUUGCCUUUAAGACCAAGGUCUUCCACCCAAAUAUCAAUAGCAACGGAAGUAUCUGUUUGGAUAUUCUGAAGGAGCAGUGGAGCCCUGCUCUGACCAUUUCUAAGGUCUUGCUUUCUAUCUGCUCACUAUUGACUGAUCCGAACCCGGAUGACCCACUUGUGCCUGAGAUUGCUCAGAUGUAUAAAACCGACAGAGCAAAGUAUGAGGCCACUGCUCGCAACUGGACCCAGAAGUAUGCCAUGGGAUGAAACAUGCUCCACCUCUUCUUCGUUUGAGACUGUUUGGAUAUUUAAUUUCUUUUUGUUUUCUGGAAAACCAUCUGUUCCCUUCCCAUCUUUAUCUUGGUUCUGGCGCUGUUAAUCGAAUACCAGGCUUUCAUUCACUCCCUCCUGUAUACCGGAUUUGUUGCUUUCUUAAAUUUAAAAAUUUGCACAACUUUUUUACUUUCUAA
Molecule: messenger RNA, 871 nt
Organism: Dendrobium catenatum
Lineage: Eukaryota; Viridiplantae; Streptophyta; Magnoliopsida; Asparagales; Orchidaceae
Product: ubiquitin-conjugating enzyme E2 8-like
Exons: 5
Coding region: 222-668 (148 amino acids)
Biological process (GO): protein polyubiquitination
Cellular component (GO): nucleus
Molecular function (GO): ubiquitin conjugating enzyme activity
Source: RefSeq, a predicted model, not a curated record